AUGUCAGAGACGCAAAUUCCGAUCACAGAUCAUAGAAAGUCGGACGAGGACGAAGGCCCAGGAGCAUGCGAUUCUUGUAUUGUCGGCUUUUUUACUGUGAUCAUUAUUCUUCUAUUUCCAAUUUUUCUUCCUUUCUGCAUCAAAAUCGUUCAGGAAUACGAAAGAGCAGCCAUUUUCCGUCUUGGCAGACUGAAAAAUAAAAAAGCAAGCGGCCCUGGAAUCUUUUUCGUCAACUGCUUCACUGACACUUAUUGCCAAGUCGAUCUUCGCACAGUGGUUUUCGAUAUUCCGCCGCAAGAAGUACUGACAAAAGAUUCUGUCACAAUUCGCGUGGAUGCUGUUUGCUAUUACAAAGUCACUGAUGCUACAAAAUCCGUGGUUUCCGUUGACAACGCCAGCCAGUCGACGCGUCUCCUUGCUCAAACGACCCUUCGAAAUAUUCUCGGAACAAGAACCCUUACAGAGCUCCUGAGUGGACGAGACGAAAUUUCGCAUGAAAUCCAAGAAUCAUUGGACAAGGCAACUGAUCCUUGGGGAAUCUACGUUGAGAGAGUUGAGCUGAAAGAUCUUGUUCUCCCAGCAUCGAUGCAACGAGCAAUGGCUGCAGAAGCCGAAGCAUCGCGAGAGGCAAAGGCUAAGAUAAUCCAGUCGGAAGGCGAAAAGAAUGCUUCAAAGAACAUCGCAGAUGCAGCGAGAAUUAUUGCUGAGGCACCUCAAGCCAUCCAACUUCGAUAUUUGCAAACUCUCACAACCAUUUCUGCCGAGAAGAAUUCGACAAUCAUCUUCCCAUUACCGAUCGAAAUGCUCCCCAAUCGCGCUCAAGAAAACUAA
Messenger RNA from Oikopleura dioica, 831 nucleotides. NCBI's taxonomy places the organism in Eukaryota, Metazoa, Chordata, Appendicularia, Copelata, Oikopleuridae. The record is from the annotation of a GenBank genome assembly.